Molecule: messenger RNA, 892 nt
Organism: Hyaena hyaena (striped hyena)
Lineage: Eukaryota; Metazoa; Chordata; Mammalia; Carnivora; Hyaenidae
Gene: SAYSD1
Product: SAYSVFN motif domain containing 1
Exons: 2
Coding region: 96-638 (180 amino acids)
Source: RefSeq, a predicted model, not a curated record
GCAGGCGCACUGCGGCCGGGCGACGGGCAAAGCGGAGGGCAGGAGCCCGGCCGGCCGGUGCGCGCGCCAAGGCGCGGGGGAGGGGGGCGCGCGCCAUGGAACAGCGGUUAGCGGAGUUCCGGGAGGCCAGGAAACGGGCCGGACUGGCGGCCGAACCCGGCCAGAAUGCACAAACCUCAGGGAAGAAGGCGGAAGCAGCUGCGACUCCAAAGGCAGCUCCAGGCUGGCUAAAACGGUUCCUGAUGUGGAAACCGAGGCCUGCGAAUAACCGGGCCCACCCCGGCCUCGCUCAGGAAGUGGCUCAUCUUGGGAGCAGCACAUCACAGCCACCACGGAACAUAGCCAUUCCUCUGCCUUCGCCGCAGGACCAGUCUUUCCUGAUCAACAUCACCUUCUUGAAGGUUCUUCUCUGGUUGGUCUUGCUGGGAUUGUUUGUGGAACUGGAAUUUGGCCUGGCCUAUUUCGUCCUGUCCUUGUUCUACUGGAUGUAUGUCGGGACACGUGGCCCUGAAGAGAGGAAAGAGGGAGAGAAGAGCGCCUACUCAGUAUUCAACCCGGGCUGCGAAGCCAUCCAGGGCACCCUGACUGCAGAGCAAUUGGAACGCGAGUUACAGUUUAGACCCCUCGAGGGGAGAUAGGACUGUGCCCUGCUGUCUUGCAGGUAGCCUCCUACAUGGUCCCUUUAGCCUCUGGAUAUUGGCUUGUGGGUUUGAUUUCAAGUGCCCAAGACUAAGGACAGCUUGCAGGUUACUUCUGUGGCUGUGAACUUCUACGUUCUUUCCCAGAUCUUCUGCAGUUUUAUCUUUGAACUUCUCUUUGGUUUUGGUGAAACCCCUUGAAUGACAUUCAAUGUGGUUAUGGUUCACUUUAUAAAAAGUACGUACUCAUAAAA